Molecule: messenger RNA, 947 nt
Organism: Ailuropoda melanoleuca (giant panda)
Lineage: Eukaryota; Metazoa; Chordata; Mammalia; Carnivora; Ursidae
Exons: 6
Coding region: 1-843 (280 amino acids)
Source: RefSeq, a predicted model, not a curated record
AUGGUCUCCGUGGAGGUGAUAUCUGAUCUAAAAUUGGAAAGAUACAGUGAAGCCAGUUAUGGGAAGACCUAUGAGAGGGCCAACCACGCAGAAUCUAUGGCUGAUGCACAGGAGGGACAACUUGAUGUGUUAGCAUUCACUUAUCCUUAUGAUUACUUAGGACAGGGUGAACGUGAGGAUGCUUUAUUUGAUGAAACAGUGUUGCAGGUCCCAGAGCUCACACCCUCCCUUCCAGAUGCUACUGAGUGCUUGGGACCCAGGUCCAGCCUGCGUCUGCUUCUGGGGCCUGUGUGGCCCUUUCCCCGGGCCGCCCCUCCUGACCGUGAACUGCACCACCACAAUGGAAUCUUAGAGUCAAGAGAAGGCCAAGGGGUGGCUGUUUGGGUUGAGGGGAAGAAGUGGCUGCAACUCUCCAGGCGCUGGCUGCAGGCCACGGACACAAACACAAGAUGGAAUCCAGGACAGAGAGAGAAGGGAGAGAGGAGAGCUGGCUCGAGGUCCCCGCGUUUGAGACCAAACUCUGAAAAGCACCAGAAUUCUCCAUGCACACCUCGCCUUCCAGGUUAUUUAUUAAGAAGUGGAGGCAAACAUCCAUUUCACUGUGGCUGGUCUUCUAGGCAUUCCAGAGAUGGACUCCUGUUCCUUAUAAAUGCACAUGAAAGAGCCACACUAAGGCUGCUCCAAGUGAUUUGUGCACCAGGAUUCCAGAUCUCAUCUGGGCUGAGCCCAUUUGUCACCAUGACUCACGUGGUUGGCGUGGUGCUGCCGCACGUGGGCUCAGAAGCCUCAAGUCCUGGACUCAAGUGUGGGUUUCCAUCUCACCUGUUGUUUCACCUUCUAUAAAAUGAAAAGAACCCUCAUUACCUCCCAGUGUGAUGCAAGAUAUUCGCCAUGACACAGGCUCGGUGCACCCCCUACUACUCCAUCUCCUUGUGUGACAGAAUUGU